Molecule: messenger RNA, 1053 nt
Organism: Mixia osmundae IAM 14324
Lineage: Eukaryota; Fungi; Basidiomycota; Mixiomycetes; Mixiales; Mixiaceae
Exons: 2
Coding region: 1-1053 (350 amino acids)
Cellular component (GO): cytoplasm
Molecular function (GO): phosphatase activity
Source: RefSeq, a predicted model, not a curated record
AUGCCCUUGACUGCUGCCACCUUGUUCAUCACCUGGCUUUUCUGGUGGUUCAUCAUGCCUUCUAGCGCACGCAUACCCCCGGGGAAGCUGCUACAGCCUACAGAGUACGAAGCUCUGACAGGCUACUUUGCCCAGUCGGAGAAGACGACGGAUGAUAGAUCGUUCCGAGUGUAUCACAACGGCACUCGUUUCGGACUCAAGCUCGACAGCUGGGCGGCGCUGCACGCCAGGGUCACCGAGCUCAACGCAGCCGCUUCACCGGAUGAGUCGUACAAGCUCAUCUUUGCCGCCCGGCACGGCGAGGGCUAUCACAACGUCGCAGAGAUGCAUGUGGGCAAGAACGCAUGGGACUGCUAUUGGUCAAUGGAGAACGGCAACCAGUCCAUGACCUGGGGACCAGACGCCCUCCUCACACCUCGCGGCCUCCAGCAGGCAGCCGAGGCACAUCGCGCCUGGCAGAGGGAACUCAAAGCGGGCGCCCCCUUGCCCCAACUCUUCUACUCGUCCCCUCUCUCCAGAGCGGCGUCGACGCUCAAGAUCACUUGGACCGACAUCGUCAUCGGCCCGAAAGCUCCGACAGAGCAGACGCCCAUCUUCAAAGAGCAAUGGCGAGAGACCAUUGGUUUGCACACUUGCGAUCGUCGAAACACCAAACGGUGGAUUGAAGAACGAUAUGACUUUGACUUUGAAGAGGGUUUCAAAGAAAAGGACGAGCUCUGGACACGCUUCGAGCAAGAGACCAGCAGACAGCAGCAGAUCAGAAUCAAGGCCGCCCUCGACGCUCUCUUCGCCACCGAGUCCAGCCCUGUCGUCUCCAUCACCUGUCACUCAGGUGUCAUCACUGCUCUGCUCAAGGUCGUCAAGCAUCGUCCUUUCCCGAUGGCCCCGGGCGCGAUGAUCCCGCUACUCAUCAAGGCAACGCGCGCUACACCGACAGCACCGCUCGAUCCGGGGCCAUCAGACGUCGCUCCUCCCUGCGAGGUCCCUGCAGCAACGUCUGUUUCUGCGACGGUCAGCGUGACAGAGAUCUCGAUGUCAACCCUGAGGAUAUGA